Pseudomassariella vexata is the source of this 2346-nucleotide messenger RNA. RefSeq lists its product as uncharacterized. The record is from RefSeq and is a predicted model, not a curated record. The transcript has a single exon. Bases 154 to 2094 code for a protein of 646 amino acids. Lineage: Eukaryota; Fungi; Ascomycota; Sordariomycetes; Amphisphaeriales; Pseudomassariaceae.
CCAGAACAGUCAGGGGUCCCACUCAAGACCUCUGCCUUAUUUAGUCCCUGCCAACCCCGCGGGGCAUUUGUGGGAGAAAGGGAGGAACGGAAUCUGAAUGGCCGAGCCAGACACCAAUCCAGGUCAGACGACUCGCAAGGGAAAAAGGCUGCCAUGUCCACCGUCAAUGUGGUCGCACAGCGCACCAGCGCAAGCUUGGUUCUCCCCGCACUUGCGCCGCCGGCCGCCGCAGCCAACAUGCCCACGCCAGGAGCGCCAGCGGCUGGCUUGUCUUCUACGUCUGCGACAGUGGUCACGACAGUCGCAAGCCCCAAACCCCAGCAGUCCAACGUUGUUGGCAUCAAAAGACUGCGGAGAGGCGACCACAAAGAGGGACGAACAACCAAGCAGAGACAGCGGACUCUGACCAAAACCAUGGAGCCUCCCGUUUUGUCUUUUUAUGGCGAACAGCCCGUCCCGCUGCCCUCGCGAUUCGCCCACCUGAAACGGAGACUGGUUACGGGCCACGAACCCGCCCUCGAAGCGUCCUGGGGACGCUUGCUUGAUGCUCUGCGCGAUGAGAUGAAGCACAUUGAAAGCCACGGCACAGGCUUGAUCCCCUGGAUCGAUUUUCGCGACGUUAGCAGUGCCUCAAAAGUCACCCCUUUUCGAGAAAGCGUCAAGCGAUAUGGAAUUGGUGUGGUGCGAGGCGUCGUUGACGAAUCCGACGCCCAGUCUUGGGUGGACGAGACCAAGACAUACCUCGAAACAAAGCACGAGUUUAAACCCCCACCAGCACAAGAUCCCACCUGUUUUGACUUCUUCUGGUCGCCCUGUCAAGUCCGCGCAAGAGCCCAUCCCAACGUCCUGCGCGCACAGAAGUUCGCCAUGUCCCUCUGGGAGACUAGCGAUGACGACCGGCUAGCGACGCGCUUCCCGAUCUGUUACGCUGACCGCAUUCGCAUAGACACCAAUACCACUGGCAGUUUGAACGGGACCGCAGGUGCAUCGGCAGUCGAAGACCCCCUGUCUCCUGCUACUUCGUCCACGCUCAUCGCGCAAGUGGACAACGGCAGUCUGGAGCGGUGGGAGCCGGAUGGUUAUGGUCGCAGUGGCUGCUACGAUGCCAUCUGGAAGGGAGAGUGGGAGUCCUACAACCCAUGGGAUCCGACAGGUCGCGUCAACGCAACUUCCGAUCUGUAUAAUGGCGCAGGCGCCUGCAGUAUGUUUCGCAUGUUCCAGGGCAUUCUGGCCCUGACCACUGUCGAACCCGGCAUGGUGCGCUUACUCCCAUCGCCCAAGCUUUCCACCGCAUAUUUCCUUCUGCGCCCAUUCUUCUCGCCAAAGAAGCCGCAUCCCGAAAAGGAUGCCGAGCCCGCGGCGUGGGACGAAUAUCUAGAUGCGUCUAAUUGGGCGCUUGAUGAGGAGCAGACGACUACGAUCCACGGUGCGGUUCCGGGUCACGCACAGCGUGUUACGGAAGUAUGGCACCCACAUCUCCAAUUGAGCAAGAGCUUAGUUGCGCCGCCAACUUUAAAACCAGGCGACUAUAUCGUAUGGCAUCCCGACGAGCCGUAUGCUUUCGAACGAGCUCCACCAAGCACGUCCAUGCUGGUUUACACACCAGCCGCGCCGUUAACACAAACCAACGCCCUGUUUCUGGCACGCCAGCGCAAGGCCUUUCUGCGCGGCCACCCAGGCCCUGAUUUCGACUCGACGGGCAGCGGCCUCGGCAGUGAGGCACCGCACACGGGCCGCCUCGAAGAGAAAGACAUUGCCGCGGUGGGCGGCGAGGAGGGCCUGCAGGCCAUGGGAUUGGCGCCCUGGAUCAUCAGCAAGUCGGCCGUGGAGGAGUCCAGGACGGUGACCCCUACUGAGGAGAGCGGCAAGGAAGUCGGUGACGACGCCCAGUCGGCCUCGAGCGACAAGUCCGGGUCCACGAUUUCUGCAGCCGAGGCCGAGGUAGUCAAGAUGGCCAACAUAAUCUUAUUUCCCGAUCGGUAUGACUUUUGGAUGCCCAGCAGAACGGGCACGCCGUCGGCUGAGGGCGGUGUCAAGGGCAGAGAUAAAGAGAAAGGGAAAGAGAAAGAGAAAGAUGCGUCCUCUCCGGCGUAGUUAGCUAGCUGACCUACGACGGGGAUGGUGUUGGGAUGCAAAUUUUGUACAUAGCUAUCGGCACAUAUUCGAUCUUAAGAUCUGAGUGCUCAAUUCCAACGCUUGCGUUUCUUUGUCCGAUUCAGAUUUCCACAUGUUGGGUUGGCUUUGCAUGCAUGGUAUCGCCGUUCUUUGUUGUUUGACUAAACAACUACUAUGUUCAUUAUAACUGUUCUAUAGAAGCAAACACUCCCGUGUCGUCUUUGUUCCCCC